Rodentolepis nana is the source of this 585-nucleotide messenger RNA. The record is from the annotation of a GenBank genome assembly. Lineage: Eukaryota; Metazoa; Platyhelminthes; Cestoda; Cyclophyllidea; Hymenolepididae.
AUGUUUACCAAAUCUCGUUUUUCUUUCCCCCACAGUAAAUCCAUUAUCGGCCAUGGGAUAGAUGAGCAAGACAAGAAACAUACCUGGUUGGCAGAUGCAGAGGCAUGUGCUUCGAAUGGAGCAAUUGAAUGCGCUCGCGCCAUCUACGCUGUGGCUUUGAAUCAGUUUCCAAAGAAGAAGAGCAUUUGGCUUCGUGCUGCCUACUUCGAACGCAAUCACGGCACAAGGGAAACCCUGGAGGAACUUUUAGAUCAGGCUGUUAUUCACUGCCCUCAUGCGGAGAUUCUAUGGCUCAUGUCGGCGAAAUCCAAGUGGUUGGCUGGUGAUGUUCCGGCUGCAAGGUCCACAUUAGCUCGUGCCUUCGAGGCGAAUUCGAACUCUGAGGAGAUUUGGUUAGCUGCAGUGAAGCUGGAAUCUGAGAACUCUGAAUACGCUCGCGCUCGACGUCUUUUGGAGAAAGCUCGCACCUCAGCGCCAACUGCCCGUGUUUGGAUGAAGUCAGCGCGUCUUGAAUGGUGUCUAGGCGACCUAAAAACAGCAUCUGCCAUGCUGGAAGAGGGCUGCUCAAAGUACCCCAAUGCUCCC